AUGUCACUAAAAGAAAAUUUCGUCGAUACGGCUACUGGUGCUAGUCCUCCAUGGUCCUCUACUCGUGAUGUUGCUUGUUCUCCAAUCUAUUUUGGAUCAUCAAUUGAAUUCAUGCCGGUAGAAGAUGUUGUUCGUUCAUCAAUUAUUUUUAAUCAAGAAAAACAAAAACCACAAACUAAUGUGCUAAUCAACAAAAAUUCCAAUAAUGAACAUUCAUCAUCAUUAUCAUUGCCGUUGAGUAAUUCAUCUAGUAGCAAUACAACACCAAUAUUGUCUGCUGCUUCGUCAAUUAAGCCAGUGUCGUUAAUGUCCAUUGAGCUCAAUGAUGUAUAUGAUACAGGUUCAACAACAGGUUCUUCUUCAGUAUUAAAUAAAACCAAACAAAAUCGACCUUGGCCUGUUGAUCUUUGUUUUCGACGCGAUUGGAAACAUCAUCAACGACGAAUACAAGCUGCAUAUCACAGUCACUUUCAUUCACAUCAAGGUUAUGAUAGAAGAUCCGCAACUACGACUAGAAGUAAUUAUAGAUAA
Molecule: messenger RNA, 531 nt
Organism: Rotaria sordida
Lineage: Eukaryota; Metazoa; Rotifera; Eurotatoria; Philodinida; Philodinidae
Source: the annotation of a GenBank genome assembly